AUGUUAUCACUUUAUGAACUCUCCAACCUCGGACCACCUUUGUUUAUCCUAACUAUUAUCACUUUAGCUUCAUUCUUCUUCUACUUUGGUUUUCACCACCAAAAGGACCUCACCGGCAAGAAAAUCCCCCCGGGAUCACUUGGACUGCCGUUCUUUGGGGAGACAUUUAGCUUUGUCAAGGCUCAGAGGGAGGACAAAGGAGAUGAAUGGAUAAGGAAGAGGGCAGCCAAGUAUGGCCCUGUCUUUAAGACAUCCAUCAUGGGCUGCCCCACUGUAGUUAUCACCGGUCGGACCGGCAACAAGUUUGUGUUCACCGCCAACGACGAGGCUGUCAGCAUGAAACAGCCGCCGACGAUCGUAAGGCUCACCGGAAGGCACAAUUUGUUUGAGCUCACUGGCACAAGGUAUAGGCUAGUCAAGGGUGCGCUGAUGAACUUCCUAAAACCAGAAAGCCUUCAAGACUAUAUUGGACAUAUGGGUGCUUUAGUUAAACACCAACUGCUCACCAAAACAGAAGGGAAAGACACCAUUCUGGCAGUGCCUUUGAUGAAGAAGCUCACGUUUAACAUAACUUGCAGCCUACUAUUUGGAUUGCACCACGAGCCCACAAAUGAAGCCUUGUUCGAGGACUUCGUCCAAGUCUUGGCAGGCUUAUUUACCAUUCCUAUUAAUCUCCCAGGAACAGCGUACUGGCGUGCAUUGCGUGCAAGAUCUCGAAUCGACCGGCGAGCAUUGCCCAUCUUGCAAAGUCGAAAGGAGCUACUCACUGAGGGUAUUUUGAAGGCCAAAGAUGACAUAAUUUCUUCCAUACUCUCACUGAAAGAUGAGAAUAAUGAACCACUUACUGAGGAGGCGGUAACAGAUAAUUUUGUUGCAUUGAUAAUAGCUAGUCAUGAUACAACGGCGAUUCUAUUGAGUUUGAUGGUCUGGAAAUUGGCUAGAGAUCCUGAGAUUUAUAGCAAGGUCUCGGAAGAGCAAAUGGCGAUCUUAAGAGACAGACAGGAUGAUGUGCAAGGGAAGCUUACAUGGAAUGAAGUACAAAGAAUGAAAUACACAUGGAGAGUUGCACAAGAACUGAUGAGAAUCAUCCCUCCAGUGUCCGGUAGCUUGAGAAAAGCUGUAAAAGACCUCCAUUUUGGAGGCUAUGACAUCCCUCAAGGAUGGCAGCUGCUUUGGGAAACCAGUGGAACCCAUAUGGACAAAGAUAUCUUUGAGGAUCCUACUAAUUUUGAUCCCUCCCGUUUUGAAAGUCCCUCAAAACCAGUUCCACCAUUUGCUUACAUCCCAUUUGGAGCAGGAUACAGGAUGUGUAUAGGCAACGAAUUUGCGAGAGUUGAAGUCCUUACCGUAAUGCAUCAUUUAGUCACAAAGUUUGAGUGGUCUCAGCUGUUUCCUGAUGAGACGAUUACACGCCGACCCCUGCCUUAUCCAUCCAAGGGUCUCCCAAUCAAGCUCAAACGAAGAAAGCUUUCAGAUUUUGAGCGACUUGUUUAA
Messenger RNA from Elaeis guineensis (African oil palm), 1494 nucleotides. RefSeq names its product taxane 13-alpha-hydroxylase. Gene Ontology annotation, biological process: sterol metabolic process. NCBI's taxonomy places the organism in Eukaryota, Viridiplantae, Streptophyta, Magnoliopsida, Arecales, Arecaceae. Gene Ontology annotation, molecular function: iron ion binding; oxidoreductase activity, acting on paired donors, with incorporation or reduction of molecular oxygen; heme binding. The record is from RefSeq and is a predicted model, not a curated record.